CAAUAUUAUAAACAUCAGAAUCAGGUUAUCUGAAAAAAUAAUAACCAUGGAUGGCAAAAAAACAUAUAGAUCGUGGAAUGAUAUUGAUUCCGGCGAGGAGAUCGUUAUAUCUGGUAUUGCUGGCAGAUUUCCUGGUUCGAACAACAUGAAUCAUUUACAAGAAAACUUAUUCAAUAAAAUUGAUCUCGUUAGAGCAGAUCAUGGCCGAUGGGAAAAAGAGCAUCUGGACUUACCAAUGCGUAUGGGAAUAAUUAACAACUUGGAAAAAUUUGAUGCCGAUUUCUUUGGAUUAUCCUUCAAGCAAGCACACGUACUCAUGCCCGAAGGGAGAAUGUUACUGGAACAUUCUUAUGAAGCAAUUAUCGAUGCAGGAAUUAAUCCAAAGCAAUUACGAGGAAAAGACACUGCUGUCAUCAUAGGCACAUCUUAUAUUGAAGCACAAGAGAAAUUUCUAUAUAAGAAUUAUCAGUUAGACGAUUUUCAAGUCGUUGGAUGUAGCAAAUCUACAGUGGCAAAUAUGAUUUCGUACUACUUGGAUGUAAAAGGACCAUCUUAUACCGUCGAUACAGCAUGCAGUUCCGGUCUUUAUGCCAUUGCCCUUGGUUAUCAUUGUAUUAUGUCGGGAAAAUGCGAAGACGCGAUAAUUGGAGCUGGAAAUCUAUGUUUACAUCCGAUUAUUAGUCUGCAAUACGCUCGUCUUGGUGCUUUAUCACCUGAAGGCUAUUGCAGACCUUUCGAUUCCAAUGCAAACGGUUAUUCGCGUAGCGAAGCAAUGGGAAUAGUAUACCUUCAAAAGGCGAAAAAUGCUAAGAGAAUUUAUGCUAUAUGUCCGCAUAUAAAAUUAAACAACGACGGUUAUAAAGAAGAAGGAAUAACAUAUCCAUCCUUGCUAAUGCAAAAUACUUUACUAAAGGAAUAUUACAAUGAAUGCGGAAUACCGACAUCUUGCUUGGAUUAUAUUGAAACACAUGGUACCGGUACCAAAGCUGGCGAUCCACAGGAAGUCACUGCUAUUUAUAACAGUUUGGAUAAAAAUAGAGAAACUCCAUUAAUGAUCGGCUCCGUAAAAUCCAAUCUUGGUCAUGCUGAACCUGCGAGUGCUUUUAUUCAAAUCGCUAAGACAGUAAUAGCCUUCGAAACCGGUUUUGUUCCACCAAACAUCAAUUAUACAUCACUACGAGAUGAUAUAGAUGCCUUAAAAAAUGGAAGUGUCUGUGUCGUUCAAGAACCAACGCCAAUUAAAAACGGUUAUAUAGGAAUAAAUUCUUUCGGUUUUGGAGGAGCUAACGCUCAUAUGUUAUUAAAGUGGAAUCGCAAACAGAAAGUUAAUAAUGGAGCACCGAACGAUGACUUACCUAGACUUGUAAUAUUAUCUGGACGUACUGAAGAAUCAGUGAAGUUGUUUUUAAAAGAUAUUGCUAAUCGUCCGAUAGAUGUAGAAUAUAUCCAUUUAUUACAUGACAUCUAUGCAGACAAUAUAAACGGUCACUCAUACAGAGGAUACAUAAUAUUGAAUUCUUCCCAACAAGAUUCAAUAAAGGAAAUUCAAAAUUGUAAUAACAUGAAAAGACCCGUCUGCUUUGUAUUUUCAGCUUUAGGUUUACAGUGGCCAGGAAUGGGUCGUAACUUAUUAAAAUUUCACGUUUUUGCAACAACGAUAAGAAAGUGCGACGAUAUUUUAAAACCGUAUGAUAUAAACGUCAAGGACAUUUUGACAAAUACAGAAGUAUGCGAAAACGCAUUAUACGCGUUUCUUGGAAUCGUCGCUAUUCAGGUCGGCUUAGUAGAUCUCCUAAUAUCCUUAGGAAUUAAUCCGGAUUACAUGAUUAGUCAUUCUGGCGGUGAACUCGGUUGCGCGUACGCAGAUGGAUGUCUCACCAUUGAACAAACUAUUUUAUCAGCAUACUUUAUGGGUUUGGCAUGUACCGAAGGAAAAAUAAUUCGUAGCUCAAUGGCGGUUGUCAGUAUGGGUUACGAUUGUCUUAAAAACAUAUGUCCAACGGACAUUCAAAUAGUAUGCCGCAAUAGUGAGAAUAAUAGCGUUGUGAGUGGACCUAUAGAAUCCGUACAAGAAUUCACGAAAAAAUUACAGGUAGAUUUAAAAAGUUUUUUGGAAAGUGUACCAUUGGUACGAAUGGCUUAUGGAGAUAUAAAUAAACUCAAUACGUUUAUCAAAGCCCAAAAAGAUAAAUUAUCGUGGUUCUCACAAGCCAAUUUAGUAUACAAAAUUGAGUGUAAGGACUGCGAUGCGUCCUAUGUUGGACAAACGAGCAGAUGUCUAAAGACACACGAACUCAUGACCACACGUGAUAUCUACAAGGAACUGAAAUUGCGUGGAUAUCAGUACAGCGGCUGGUUUCGUGGAUUGAAGAGUGCAUCUAUAUCGAGCCAAAAAGGACACAUCAUUUGGAGAAAUAAUUGGGUAACAUUUAUGGACUCUAUGUUACAGAUGAAACUUAUCGGAUAUGAUACUAGAGAUCUGUAUGUUCCUACGAGUAUUCAAAAAAUAGUGAUCAAUCCAAUGCUUCACGCUUGCAAGCUACAGAAUAUCACGGAUAGUGGAGAAGUUACAACAGACAUUGAUAAACCAUUACCGAUACAAAUAUACAAAGAAAUAGACACGAUUAAAGCUGGUGGAAUAGAGAUACGAGGUCUUAAAAUCACUCAAAUCAAUCGCCGGAAUUUAGCCCAAGAUGCUGUUCUUGAGGAAUAUACAUUUGUAGCUCAUUGUGAUCGCGCUAAGAUUCCUUUAAACGAAGCAAUUCGAAUAUCAGCACAACUCGCUCUGGAAGAUCAUCAAAUUAUCAAUGUGAAAGUUGUGGAACUAGUGAAAAAUGAAGAUGAUGUUGCAUUAGAAUAUCUCUCAUCUUCGCUGCUGCUUGAGGCAUUUGAUGAUAUGCCGUUAAUACAAACGAGUAUCACUCUAUUAACAUCACCGAAUCGUUUUAGUGCAGAAGAUUUAUCGCAAAACUUUUCAAUCAGAGAUUCUGAAAAACCAUUUUCAGAUGAUGGAGCUUUAAUUGUUGCUGGAUUCAACCUUUUGACCAAACCAUACGAAUCGUUAGAGCAACUAUUGCCAUUUUUGAGAGAUGGUGGUUUCCUGUUGACGCGUGAAAAAUAUGGCACGAUCGACUAUACGAAACAUUUACAACAGUACGAAUUAAAUGUUGUUCUUGAAAAGUGCACUGAUGAAGAAAUGAUUGUGCUUCUGAAGAAGAAAAUUUUGAUAGAAAAAAGGAUUGUUGUCCACAUAAAUAACAAUAACUUCAAUUGGCUGGAGAAUCUAAAGCCGCUGGUGAACGAUGAGAACAAGCUCGAUGAGAAUAAUAGAAUCAUAAUUGUUGGAGAGAGAGAUUUUGAAUGUGGUUUAUUGGGUUUUAUUAAUUGCUUGAGAAAAGAACCAGGCGGAAAACUUGUAAGAAGUGUGCUCGUUCAAGAUAAAGAGGCCCCUAAAUUCUGUCUUCAGGAUCCCUUCUACUUACAACAAUUGCAGAAAGAUAUGACCAUUAAUGUAUUGCGAUCUAAUAAAACCUGGGGAUCAUACAGAUAUUUAAAAUUACCACAACCCGAAGCAAAACCUGUACCUACCGCUCAUAUUUGUCAAACGAUUCGUGGCGACUUAAGUACAUUUUGUUGGAUAGAGAAUAACCUAUCAGACGUGUGUUGUCGUGAGGAUUUGGUGCAUGUUAUUUACUCAUCUCUGAAUUUUAAAGAU
This is a messenger RNA of Mycetomoellerius zeteki, 3715 nucleotides long. Its product is annotated as fatty acid synthase-like. The record is from RefSeq and is a predicted model, not a curated record. NCBI's taxonomy places the organism in Eukaryota, Metazoa, Arthropoda, Insecta, Hymenoptera, Formicidae. Gene Ontology annotation, molecular function: fatty acid synthase activity; 3-oxoacyl-[acyl-carrier-protein] synthase activity. The annotation marks the transcript as partial. Gene Ontology annotation, biological process: fatty acid biosynthetic process. The transcript has 13 exons.